Molecule: messenger RNA, 1220 nt
Organism: Pieris brassicae (large cabbage white)
Lineage: Eukaryota; Metazoa; Arthropoda; Insecta; Lepidoptera; Pieridae
Gene: slmo
Product: protein slowmo
Exons: 4
Coding region: 153-839 (228 amino acids)
Biological process (GO): phospholipid transport
Cellular component (GO): mitochondrial intermembrane space
Molecular function (GO): phosphatidic acid transfer activity
Source: RefSeq, a predicted model, not a curated record
CCUUUUUUUUUCUUUGACUCUAAAAUUCCAAGGCGAAGGACAAGAGUAUAAUGUCUCUAAACUCAAAAUAAUUGAGUCCGAAACGAAGGUAGUGAAUGGAAGAUAGUCUUUCGUUAUUUAAAGACCAAUUGGUUUUGAACUAAAAGUUAACUAUGAAGAUUUGGACCUCGGAACACACAUUUAAUCAUCCUUGGGAGACGGUUGCACAGGCAGCAUGGCGUAAAUAUCCUAACCCUAUGAAUCCAGCUGUUGUAGGAAUAGAUGUGGUGGAAAGAAACGUUGUUAAUGGUGUACUACAUACCCACAGACUUGUCAGUUCUAAAUGGUUUUUUCCUAGAUGGGCACAGGCUCUAAUAGGAACUGCAAAAAUAUGCUAUGCAAGUGAAAAGUCUGAGGUUAAUCCAAAUCAAAGACAUAUGGUAUUAAAAACGACUAACUUGACUUUCUGCCACUACAUAGCUGUGGAUGAAACUGUUCGAUACACACCCCAUCCCUCAGACGCUUCAAAAACACUCUUGACCCAAGAAGCCGUAGUCACUGUUCAAGGUGUGCCUCUAAGCAGUUACAUGGAAGAUUUGCUUGCCAACAGAAUAUCAUUAAAUGCAGGAAAAGGUCGUCAAGCUAUUGAAUGGGUUAUUGGAAAAUUUGACAAUGAAAUUAAAGAACUAGCUACAUCUGCAUGUAAAAGUACUGAUGAACUUCUCUCUCAGACAAAAAAGUCGAUUGAUGAUAUUACUACUACUGCAAGAAGAUCAAUGGAUGAUAUAUCUUCUAAAGCCAAGAAAUCCUUAGAUGACAUAGAGAAAUUAACUAAGGCAAAUGCAAAUCAACGUAGCUGAAAAGAGGAGUGACUUGAUUUAAUAUGGGCUUAGUAAGUCAGUUUGCUUUAGCAAAUAUGGAUCUUUUCAAAACCUACCAACAAGCCCAUUUAGACAAUUAUAUUAAACUAAUCAUUCAACACUAGUUUCAUUACCAUAACAUUAUCAAAAAUUUGAUAAUAUUAGUGUUUGAUAUAUCUUUUAACUAUAAUGUUAUGGGUUGUUCUGUAUAGGAAAGUGCUUAUGUAAAUGCAUUUUAAGUUUAUAACUAUUUAAUUUAUUCUUAUCUAUUAGUACAAUUACCUAAUUUUGAAAUACACGAAACAUUUUUACCUGCAUAUUGUGGGUAUAUGACGAUUAAUUCACUAAAAUUCAUUUAUAAUAAAUUUUUGUUAAAACCUG